This is a messenger RNA of Uloborus diversus, 2748 nucleotides long. RefSeq names its product zinc finger protein 37-like. The record is from RefSeq and is a predicted model, not a curated record. The coding region runs from base 1 to 2748 and encodes 915 amino acids. The transcript has a single exon. NCBI's taxonomy places the organism in Eukaryota, Metazoa, Arthropoda, Arachnida, Araneae, Uloboridae.
AUGCCUGAUAAAAAAGAUCCAUACAGUUCAGUAAAUUGCAAUAGUAGUGUAGUUUGUUCUGCAAAGUAUCAGGAUUUAUCAUUGUCUAGUGAACAUUUGCAUUCAAGUACAAAAAAGAACAUGGCUCUGUCCAGCCAACUAGAAGAAAAUAGUGUUCCAUCUUGCCACACGGCAUUUCCAGUCGACUUGAAAGAAGUUUUCGAGUUAACCAAUCCCGGCUCCGAAAUACACCAAGCUAUCCUCAGGCCGUCGACAGAUAUAAAUGCCAUUCAGUAUGCACAUUCUCCCCAGAUACUUCGCUCCCCAAAAGAAUCGCAUGAGACUGAGUCAGAAAGUGAGAGAGUGACUUGGCGGCAUGUCCUCAGAGAGCAAGAGGACCAUCCUGAGGACAUGGAGGAAGAAAAUCCACUGCUGCAUUCCAUAAAGGACCGCCAUUCAUCCGAAGAGAGGCAGUCUUGGGAAAAUGUGAUGAACGACUCUCAGGGUAUCGACGAAAAUGGUCCCGAUGAAAAUGAAAUUCUGCAGGCCAAGUCCCAGAUGGGCGUUAUAAGUAACCAGGAGGCUUGGAAUCAUGUAAUUAAGCAAGCCUCAGAAAAUGACAAAAUCAUUCAUUCUGGAGUGAAAGCUCAUAGUCCGAUGUUAACCGGUGCCGAGCAUGGUAGCUGGAACCAUGUCUUAGAAGACAUGCCAAAUGCAAGUGAUUUGUCUCACCCUCAGUUGAUCCAUGCCCAUACAGAUUCUUCUCAGGUAUUAAAUGGACAUAAGACAUGGAAUCAUGUCAUAUCCGAGCAGGCAAGCCAUCCAGACGUUGCAAAUGUUCCUCCGAUGGACCUCUCUGGCGACUGCACCAAACUCACCUCCCUCAUUCCCGAAAGAAGAGAUGCAUCAUGUCAGGUUGAUGAUAUCCCUUCCCAUAAUUCUCCAGACAGUGGUUCGCCGAAUCAUCAAGAUCAGAAAGUAAAGUGCAACAAUUCUCUGAACAAAGGUAUUGAAGCUGUUGGAGAUACGCCCCAAAAUAUGGUAAAUUUGACCAUUGUGACCGAAGCUCCGAAUACUGCUCCUCAGGUUGUGGUGCAUAAUGGGAUUAAACCUGAGCUAUAUACUCAAGAGCGACACCUUGUAGUUCAAGCUGGCACAAAAGCUCAGGCACCUCCAAAAGUUGCUACAACAUUCCCCUGUAAUCAUUGCGGUAAAGUAUUUGGCGAUAAUAGAAGUUUGCAAAGACACAUGUUAAUACACAUAGGCUUAAGACCAUAUCGUUGCCCGGUAUGUGGGAAAGCUUUUAUGUUGAAUGGAGAUUUGACCCGCCACAUAAGGAUUCAUAGUGGUGAAAGGCCGUAUGCAUGCGACGUGUGUGGUAGACGUUUUACUCUCAAGGGGAAUUUGAUGCAGCAUUUUCGUACACAUACUCCAGAGAAACAGUAUGCAUGUACCAUUUGUGAGAAGAACUAUGCUCAAAAGGACAGCCUGCACAGGCACAUAAGAGCUCAUUUUGGCGAAAAGCCUUUCGAAUGCACGACUUGCGGAAAGCGCUUUACCCUCAAGGGGGACUUGAGCAGACACAUCCUCAUCCAUUCUGGUGUAAAGCCGCACUCAUGCAAGUUCUGUGGCAGGCAGUUUGCAUUGAAAGGCAAUUUAACUCAGCAUGUCAGGACUCACAUUCGCACUCAGUCAAAGGGAAAUGAGGGGGUUAACAAUGCCUUCAUUAAAAGCCAGACAGAACCCCAGCUUAUUUGUGAUCUGAGUUACUCACAUGUCCAAAAACCUUUCGUGUCUGUGCCAAACAGUGCCUCAUCUUUGAAAUUACCUCAUAUUACAACCUCUAGUCAAGCCACAAACUUAGCCAUUGCCCACCCUUACAUACAGACUUCGGCACCCUCGGAAAGCAACCACCAGUCUCCAUCUGCCGGUUUGUCUUUCUGUUCCGAGUGCUCUAAAACUUUCCCAUCUCCAGAAAGUCUCCAUGAACACGUGCAGUUGAUACAUGAGCAGUCGACUCGGUUGGCUUCCAAUCGUUACUUGUGCAAUAUUUGUCAAAAGGAAUUCUGCCUUAAAGGGGAUUUAACAAGACAUUUGAACAGUCAUAACGGCGUGAAACCGUACGAGUGUGAAUACUGCAAUAAAACAUUCACCUUGAAAAGCAACUUGAGGCAGCAUUUAACAACACAUAGGAUGGACAAGAACUUCUCUUGUCCCAUGUGUUCGAAGACGUUCGGAAAUCGGCGCAAUCUGAACCUUCAUCUCCGUAGACAUGAGCAGGCUCGUGCUAACUUCACGUGUACAAAGUGCGGACGGUCUUUCCUGGCCAAGUCCGAUCAUUUCUUCCAUGACUGCACGAAAGCCGAAACUUCUUCUUCCGCAGAAAAUCCGCACACUCCAUUGUCAUCCAGUUCUGUCAUCAACAGCAACACUCCUCCCGCAUCUCCCCCGGAGGGAAUGUGUUCGACCCCAGUGACCUUGCAAGCUGAGGCACCGAACCAAACGACAGUUCCUCUGGCUCUGCUUCCGGUCAAACGAGAGACUUGCCACUUGCCUUGCGAUGACAGAGAACUGGCAGAUCCGCUGGAAUGCAACGCUCCAGGUCUGACAGCUGUAAAUGGCGCACAAUCCUUUCUAGGGCCGUUCUACCGUCACUUAUAUUUCUCUACCUCUCAUCAGAACAUGAUACCUACGCUGAAAGGCUUGCUCCAUGCCUCGUCUGGAGAUGCUAGCAUAGCAGAUUUUAAUCGGGUUGCAAAAACUAGUUAG